AUGUCAGCCACGAACUGGACUACCCUUCACCCUUCCUUCUUUAUUCUUGUUGGGAUCCCAGGCCUGCAAGAUUUUCAUAUCUGGAUCUCCAUCCCCUUCUGCUCCAUCUACAUAAUCUCCCUUUUGGGGAACUGCUUUCUUUUGGGGGUUAUCAAGAGUGAACCAAGCCUCCAUGAGCCCAUGUACUUGUUCCUCUGCAUGCUGGCAAUUGCAGAUCUCACAGUUUCCACCUCCACUUUACCCAAAAUGCUCAGCAUUUUCUGGUUUCAGGAUAGGAGCAUCCAUCUUGAUGCCUGUUUAACCCAAAUGUUCUUGAUCCAUUCCAUUUCCACCAUGGAAUCUGGAUUCUUUGCUGCCAUGGCCUUUGAUCGCUAUGUGGCGAUAUGCAACCCACUGAGGCACUCUGCCAUCUUGACCAACCGUGUCAUCACUCAGGUGGGCUUGGCCAUUUUGAUCCGAGCGACCAUCCUCCUCUGCCCUCAUCCCUUUGUCGUCAAGUGGCUCCCAUUUUGCAGGGGAAAUACCAUCGCUCACACCUACUGCGAGUUCAUGUCCCUGGUGAAACUGGCAUGUUCUGACACGCGGCUUGCCAACGUUUUCAGCUUGACUGUGGCCUUUCUUACGGGAGGCCUGGAUUUCCUCUUCAUCGUGACAUCCUACGUCCUGAUCCUCCACACCGUGUUCAGACUUCCCUCCAAGGAAGCACGAAUCAAAUCUCUGGGCACUUGUGGGUCUCACUUCUGUGUGAUCUUGAUAUUCUACACUCCAGCAUUUUUCUCCUUCCUUACUCACCGAUUUGGCCACAGGAUUGCCCCCAGUGUCCACAUCAUUGUUGCCAACCUCUAUAUCCUGGUUCCACCCAUGAUGAAUCCCAUCGUCUAUGGUGCAAGAACAAAAAAGAUCCGGGAAAGCGUCCUUCGGAUCUUCUGGAGAGAGCAAGAUCUCCUUGUGCUUGUCUCCUCUUCACCUUGUCUGAACUGGUUUUAA
Molecule: messenger RNA, 987 nt
Organism: Candoia aspera
Lineage: Eukaryota; Metazoa; Chordata; Lepidosauria; Squamata; Candoiidae
Product: olfactory receptor 52K2-like
Exons: 2
Coding region: 1-987 (328 amino acids)
Biological process (GO): G protein-coupled receptor signaling pathway
Cellular component (GO): plasma membrane
Molecular function (GO): olfactory receptor activity; G protein-coupled receptor activity
Source: RefSeq, a predicted model, not a curated record